AUGGAUAUGGAUGCCUCAGCCUCUACUGAGUCGCCUGACGACCAAGAUGACUUUCCCAUUCAUUGCAAAGGAUGCGGCGAGAUUCUUGAGGAAGGGAAGGCUUUCGAACUUGCCGGAAACCGAUGGCACAUAGACUGCUUCCGAUGCCAUACCUGUGGCGCCUACCUCGAUUCCGAUGUAAACCUCCUCAUGGUUGGCGAUGGUUCCCUGGUGUGUCGAAAUUGUGCCUAUAGCUGCAGUUCUUGCGGCUCCAAGAUUGACGACGUCGCCAUUGUAACCGGUGAACAAGCCUUUUGUGCUGGUUGCUUCAAAUGCCGCAACUGCAAGAAAAAGAUCGAGAAUCUCCGCUAUGCGCGAACCUCCCAGGGUAUAUUCUGUAUGGAUUGCCACGAAUCGUUAAUGUCGAGAAGAAGGAAACGGACAGCCCGGAAUGCGGCGCAACGGCAAAAGCUCCCAGCUCCCAGCAUGCAUCUAGACAAAUCACUUCCAUCACUGCCCCCCUCUAUGGUGGCGCCUGACAAUAACGCUCCCCCGCCGUCAUCUUCCGAUAUUUACUCCGAUUCCACAUCAGAACAUCUCCCUCAGUCUAGACAAGAGGAUGACCGGGCAGCCAGGUCAUAUUCUUCACAUCAAGAUAAUAACCAGCUUCUCCCUUCGAGUACUUAUAAUAGCAACCGCCAAUCAGUAGCAACCCACCGGUCAGAUGGCUCUGGCGGUGGUGAAGAGUUCCUUAUACCUGUUGCUUUUGACCCUACCCCUUCCGAGCAUACUUCUCCACACUUGGGUUCUCCGCACUCUUCCAUGACCCCGAGCGAUGGGCCAAAGGAUUAUUUUAGCCGGGUUGGCUCCAACGCUCUGGGAAUCUCAGCAGACGGGUCAUCCGUGUUAUCGCCAACCCACAUUGCAUAUCAGGAUAAGCGCCAAAUGAACCCCAAUUCACAACAGUGGAUUCAGGAAACUAUCACUCCGCCUCAAUCUCAAACUACAAAUAAUGCUGUUCAACGGACUGGGUCACACAGUGCUCGAACUAGUAUAAACAUAGAUAGUUCCAGAUUAUCUCAGGAAGGGUCAAGAAGUAAGGAUCAAGCCACUUCUGGUGGUAGCAUCCACCUCACCCCGGGUGAAAGGUCAUCUAAUCGUCAUUCUGUCCCAGGAAAGGAAGCCUUUACCUCCCAAUCAUCCAGCUUUAACCCAAGGAAGAAGCCAUUCAACGAGCAAUCCAACCCUGGCACAAUUUCCUCCUCCUCCAACCAGUUGCAAUACCCGCCCAAGAGAGGAGACUCCCUGGAGAGCAGCAAGUUGCAUCAUAACAUCCAAAGGAAAGACGUAUCACAAUCCGCACAGGACCAUGCGGAGAAGCCGGAAGGCACUGUCAGAUCCUCAACCAGUUCCGACUAUGCAUCGGUAGCUUCGAAAGCCAUUGAAAGUACUCCGCCAACUCACUCCAAUGCUGCUACUUCUGCUUCUGCUGCCGUAUCACCGUCCCAUACCAGGUCUGCAUCUGGAGGGGUAGGUGGUUAUGCUUUACCACCGGACUCCCAGCGUCAAGCGUCAUCUGGUUCCUCUCCAGGUCUUCUACGUUAUAGUGCGGUUGGAGACUUCUCUCUAGACGAAGAUAUGGCACGAAUUCUUGGGGAUGACCCGCAAGCCCAGGAUUCGUUCCUACGUAAAGUGUCAAAUUCUGUUCGACACGGUAGAAGCUUCAGUGACAAAGGCUCACGGCUAUCCCGAGACAGCAAAUGGCCUGCUAAAUCUCCUCUUGAGACAGGGAGCUCUGGGAAUGAUAUUAGUAGCCCAACUUCCAGCGGCGUCGACUCCAAGGACGAACUAACGUGGCUCAAAAAUGAACUAAAACGGGAACGUCAGAAGGUCAUUGAAAAGGAUCAAAAGAUUUUGGAGUUAGAGACCUCGCUUAAUGCUACUGUAAAUAUUAAGCAGGUCAAUACAGAGUUACGGGAGAAGAGAUCUACUAUGAUCUUCUUGGAUGCUCAAAAGGAGAUUAUCCUCCGGGAGCUGGAAGUAUGGAAGGAACACAUUACAGCUGAGAAGAAAAAUAAUAAGCCGCUUGACCUGGGAAAGAUGAGCAAUUCGGUUCUCCGAGACCUUGCAGAAUCUCUGGAAAAUUUGAAAAAUACCUUCGCCCCGCAGAUCGAAGAUUUGAUCCAGAAACGCAAUGAUCUGGUUGAAGAAUUAUCUAAUCUAGGGAAGAUGAAAGACAAGAGCUUCCAGGAAUUCGAACAAUUGUCACUGAAGAAUGCCCAGUUGGCAGAAUUAAACAACCAGCUGGUCCAUCAGAUUCAAGAGCUAUACAAGGCAAACUCUAAUACAUCUAGCGGCAGUAGUCGACAGCCUCCUAAUGGGCUAGGAAUAUAUUCUCACCAAAAGGACAAACCAAGCACGUCCUUGGAGGCACGCUCAACCCCCUAUGAGGCGGUAACUUCCAGUUCCAACGUUACAGUGCCGGAAGAAGCCGAGCCAGCUACGGUCAUUCAAGGCCCUCAUGUUGUGAAUAUCCGCAAAGGACAACCCAAGAAAUUCACCUGGAAAAAGGGCCAGAACGUUGCAAAGGGAGUUACAAAGGGCCUCAAGGGGGCAUUCUUAUAUCAACGAGAUGGCCAGCUUAAUGACAAUUCUUCGUUUGUCUCUACCCCACAACACGAAAAUAACGGUUCAGCUAUGCCGCGUUCUCAAACACAAGACCCCUCCCGGCAAGGGUUCGGAUUUUUUGGAAGCAACCAGAAGACCAAACCCACUCCGUGGAGAGGGCAGUCUAAUGGAAGCUCACCGGGUUUGGAUACGCCAACGAGUCUCUUUGGUGGCGAGCUAGAACAACGUUUGGAGAUUGAGAAGGCUGUCAUACCUAGUGUCGUUACUCGUUGUAUCGAAGAAGUCGAACUUCGAGGAAUGGAUGUUGAAGGAAUCUACCGAAAAUCUGGAGGCAGCUCUCAGGUCCAGGCUAUCCGUGAAGGUUUCGAGCGUUCUCGCGAUUACGAUAUAUCGGAUCCUGACCUUGAUAUCAAUGCCAUCACUUCUACCCUCAAACAGUAUUUCCGAAUGCUCCCAACCCCCUUGGUUACAUACCCAGUGUAUGAUAUCCUUAUCGAAGCAACAGAUGUGACGCCUGUCUCAGCGAGAGUUGAGAUAAUUCAACAGGCCCUUCAGGAACUUCCUCGCGUGCACAGGGACGUUCUAGAAUUCCUCGUCUUCCACUUGAAGCGCGUCGUCGAUCGCGAGAAGGAAAAUCUUAUGACCAGUCUCAAUAUUGCGGUUGUUUUUGCGCCUACUAUCUUACGCCCCGAGAGCUUAAGUCGUGAAAUGACAGAUGUCCAGAAGAAAAACGAAACGAUUCAGUUCAUGGUAGAGAACUGUCAGGACAUAUUCAUGGGUAUUGAGGAGUGA
Nannizzia gypsea CBS 118893 is the source of this 3399-nucleotide messenger RNA. Its product is annotated as rho-type GTPase-activating protein 1. Gene Ontology annotation, cellular component: cytoplasm. NCBI's taxonomy places the organism in Eukaryota, Fungi, Ascomycota, Eurotiomycetes, Onygenales, Arthrodermataceae. Gene Ontology annotation, biological process: regulation of GTPase activity; signal transduction. The coding region runs from base 1 to 3399 and encodes 1132 amino acids. The transcript has 6 exons. The record is from RefSeq and is a predicted model, not a curated record.